Porites evermanni is the source of this 2917-nucleotide messenger RNA. NCBI's taxonomy places the organism in Eukaryota, Metazoa, Cnidaria, Anthozoa, Scleractinia, Poritidae. The record is from the annotation of a GenBank genome assembly.
AUGUACAAUUUUACCAUCCGCUACAUCAACAACACCCUCACUACACGUAAGAAUAUGGCAAGAUGGGGAUUAUCACAAAGUCCUGAUUGCUCCUUUUGCCUUAAUCCUGAAUCACUCCCUCAUGUUGUCGCUGGUUGUCAACAAUACCUUGAUCGCUUUACCCGGAGAUACGACUCAAUCCUUAACUUCAUUGCCAAGUCACUUCAACCUGUAAUUAAUGUUCACUCUUCACUCUAUGCAGAUGUUAAUGAGGGGGAGAUGGUGGUUUACGGUAUUGCGGUACUGUGCUUUUUUUCAUGCGGUAUUUCGGUAAUUUUAAUUUUAACGUGUAGCAUUGUGGUAUCAUCUAGCGCUGCGCUAUCCGAUUUUUCAUCAUUUUGGCUGACGGUAUUCGGUAAAAUAAGAUUGUUCACGGUAUUACGGUACCGUUUAUUUGAGCUUUCCUUUCGAUACAAUACGCAAAACAAAACACAGUUGGACAUAAAGGUCAAUAAAAGUUAAUAUUUAGAAGUCUUGAGACAUAACGAUAAAUGAUUACACCAUUUGUGGGUCAAUUUUGUGACAGUUUAGGAGGACCUCACUGGGAUUAACCGAUAGGCGUAAAACGGCCUAAGAUUUAGUAGUUAGGCGUAAAAAUUGAAAAAGAAAUUGUUCCCUAGCCAGGUUUGUCAAUUUAAGGAAGGUAUUAAACUCACUUUUUAUAUGGUUACGUUUUUUACUUCCCGGCUACUUUGACUCCGUACGCACGUUAGGCCAAGCGCCUAGCUUUUAGGUGUUGACCUAGACCUAAACUCUAUUUUCGUCGCUUUCUCGGAGAACUAAUUUUUUCCAUAGCGAAAAUCUGGCUUCUUGCUGGGGAUUAAUAUUUGCGAUUUUCAAGAGGUUGAGCCCUCGAAAUACUAGUGAAACAACACGCGGAGAUAUGUCACUGUUUGUAAAACACGCGACCGAUAAACAACAAUUCCCUGUUUUUCUCUAACGCCACGGUAGACAUUGCCAUGUCUAGUUCUUGUAUUAAAGGCGUCUUCCCACGCAGUCUCGUUCAAGGCAUUUCGGUGGCGUAUCUAAGAAAAAAAACUCACUCGGCCCACGUGACCCGAAACUUAUUAGCCGCGCUGAACGAUGAGGCCUACGGACAAGGCAACAGGAGACUGAGUCGUUCUGUACAGUCUUUCCCUAUCAUUAAAAACACUGGACACGGGAAUUUUGUUAUUGGCUGUUUUCACAUCAGAGGUAGAAAUGGAUCAUCCGUCUGUAGACUAGCCUGUGUGCAGACGCCCCCUCCCCCACAGACACCCCUUCUCCGAUUUUUUCAGAGGAGGCGGCUGUACACAGGCUAUCAGAAACGGAUAAUCUAUAUCCAAACUGUCCGUCAAAAUUGACGAAUAAAGUCAGGUGGUUUGUUCAUUCAAAAUUAAAACCAUUCCGUUUUGAAACUAAGACGUAUUGCUUAUCUGACGCGAAUUAUCAAACGGAUAACCCGUCUCACACGAAUCACCCGUCUCUAGUGUGAAAACGGCCGUUUCUGUUAUAAAUGAAUGUCACGCCCCCGGUCUUGAGUUUGGCGUUCGCGUUUUAAAUUAACUAUUGGCAUUUCUUUGCGUAAAAUAAUACUAGAAGUGGAAUACUUUAUAAAAAGUAUGAUCUAUCAAAUGUUAAAAUUUUUCAGAAGGAUAGCAUUUCAUUCCGAGAUCAUCUUAAGACCUUUAUUUUGCUUUAAAGAUACAAAAAAUACAGGUUCAUUAACAUUGAACUCUUUGAAACAAAAGAAAUUAAUCUUUAACUUUUUUGUUAACCGUAACUGAAAAAAAAUUAACCGAUAGCCGUAAAAGAGCCAAAAUUUUAGCCGAUAACCGUAAAAGCCACCACCCCAUUGAGACCCUCGUUUAGGGACGGACCAUUAGAAAACUUAUGGGGUGGGGGNGGGGGGGGGGGGGGGGGGGGGGGGGCGAAGUACUAAAAAAAUAUUCGCCCAAGGGAAAAUUAAAUGAAAAAAAUUCUUGCACGCCAAUUAAUACAAAAAAAUAUUCAUGCUAUGGCCCAAAAAAAUUCAUACAAGGAAUUUGAUAACGAAAAGUUGGUAAGUUUGCCUCUUACCGGCGAGGCGUGUGAGUCAGUCGAGAUAGUUGACCCCUGAGGACUGACGUGCUAGACUAGACUCACUUAUCAAAACUCGCACUACACGUGCGUGGAAAGGGUUUUGGUUGGUUUGUUUUUCGCGCUUUCAAGAGUUAUUUUUAUUGGAGUUAAUUAGCUGUUGGGUCGACCUACCAAAAGGUUGAACGAAAGUAGUUUACUUUGCAGUAAAAAUUUGCGAAAAGUUUGCGAACUACCAAAAUAUAUAUCAAAAAAACGUGGACAUCUGGUGCAUAAAUGUCUGAGAUCAUUAAACACGCUAAAUGGAAGCAACCAUAAGUAUGCGGAACCGAUUAUAAAUGUGAUUAAAAUAUUCGGUAUCGGUAUUUAGACGAUUUUCGACGCGGUAUUUCGGUAUUUGCCAUUUUGUCUUAAGGUAUUGCGGUAUUGGGUACCCCCCAAUGCCCCCCUCGUUAAUAGUUUUCUGAUCAUGAAUCCCUCAAUAAUAACUGGUGAAAGUUAUCGUUCAGAUAUUCUUUUCCUAAUUCAGUCCAAGUGCCUAUAUGUUCUAGAAUUAACGGUUGGUUUCGAGUCUAACCUUAACAACAAUGCAGUGCGUAAGAAAGAAAAAUAUCUGAACUUGAUCAACGAAAUGAGUAGAAAUUACAGAUGUGUGAGAUUUGUAAAUCUCUCCAUGAGCUCCCUUAACGUUUUCUCCGACGAAUGCUCCACGUUCUUAGACAUGAUGAUUGACAUUGUCAUUGACAAAAAGCAGCACCUUUAUUUAAUCAAGAAAAUGAUAAAUAUAGCCAUUAGAGCAACAUAUUACAUCUUUUGUUGA